Molecule: messenger RNA, 2340 nt
Organism: Centropristis striata (black sea bass)
Lineage: Eukaryota; Metazoa; Chordata; Actinopteri; Perciformes; Serranidae
Product: perforin-1-like
Exons: 9
Coding region: 102-1655 (517 amino acids)
Source: RefSeq, a predicted model, not a curated record
CUUGUUAACUUGAUUGAUAAUUAUAACUGAAACGAUACUCACUGAUCUCCUUUUCUACUCUCUUUAUCUCUUAAUAUUUCAGUGUCUGUUUGACUGCAGCCAUGCCCUCCUGUUCAGCCCCACCCCUUCUCUACCUGAGUCUCCUGCUCUUUCUGUCGUACCUCUCCCCUGUUCUCUCCUACUGUCAGAUUGGGACCCGCAGCCAGUGUCAGUCCUCCCGCUUUGUACCAGGUCACAACCUGGUGGGGGAGGGCUAUGAUGUGGUCACCCUGCGACAUAAAGGAGCAUAUGUGGUUGACAUUAACACUUACCUGACCCCUAAAGGCAACUGUAAACUCUGUCGCAACCCACUUCAAGGCAACCAGCUGCAGAAACUGCCUGUCUCUGCAGUGGACUGGCGUGCUUUCAGCCGCUGCAGCGAGUAUAUCUCCAGCAGUUAUAAGACCUCUGUCAGCUCACUGGUCAGAGCAUUCACCUACGAGGACAGUUCCGACUGGAAGGUUGGACUCGAUUAUAGGAAGUUUGUAGGCCUAGAGGUGGGGGGAACACGUUCCAGUGUGUAUAAAUUUGCUUCAGCCAGGAGCAGAGAGGACCGCUACAGCUUCAGCACUCACAGGAUCAGCUGUAGCCAUUACAGUUACCGUGUGUCAAGCACGCCGCCCCUCAGCGGAGAGUUCAGCAGAGAUGUGGCGAGACUGCCCAGUUCCUACAACCACUACACCAGGGCCCAGUACAAACAUCUCAUAGAUGUCUACGGCACACAUUAUAUCCGCCAGGUCUAUCUUGGGGGGCGAUUCAGGCGAUUCACAGCUGCACGGACCUGUUUGUCCAAAUUGAAUGGCUACUCCUCAUACCAGGUGCACUACUGCUUAUCACUGGGUGUCAAAGUAGGACUGGGAAAGUACAAACUGCCUGCUAAUCACAAGUUCUGCAACAAAGUCUUACAAAACCAGGAUGUCUCUACCUCAUUCCGCUCUGGGCUCCACCAACACUAUACAGAAGUCUCUGGAGGCAUUGGUUGGGUGGGUGAGUUUUCUCUCACCCACAAAGACUCCCAGGGCUACCAAACUUGGCUGAAAAGCCUGAAGGAUCGCCCUGAUGCUGUUCGUUAUUCCUUGAGACCAUUGUACCAGCUGGUGCCAAACGGUUCACGUAAAACAGGACUGAAGGCUGCAACAGAACAGUACAUAAGAGACAACGCCAUCAGGUCCUCGCCCAGACAAUCCUCCUGCAGCGGUAUCUCUAACCUAGAUUACAACUGUUGUCCUAAAAAUGCCUGGAGGGGAACACUGGUGGUGACCAUCAGCCGAGCCUGGCGUCUGAAAGGAGAUCGUUGGGGCAGAACUGAGGCGUAUGCCAAGAUGUGGUACGGUUCUUUCUACCGCAGGACUCGUAUGAUCAGGUCAAACUACCCCCGUUGGAACGCUCGUUACAAUGUGGGCAACGUGGACACACACCUGGGUCUGGUGAUUGAGGUCUGGGAUGACGACGUUUGGAGUGACGAUCGUCUGGGACGAUGUGUGAAGUACCUGAGGCAGGGGAGUCACAGAUUCACCUGCUAUGCCAAGAGAGGUGGCGUUGAGGUCUUCUACACUCUGACAUGCGACCGUCACCUGACUGGAGACAGAUGUAACCAGUACAAACCAACUCCAUAGUGGGAAAUGCAUAUUUUGGUGGCACACUUCAUGCAAAUAUAUCAGAUCUGUUGAUUACUUUCUGUAAAGGCAAUUAACCAGACAGUCACACAGUAUAAGCAAAAUGACACACUAUUUGAUUUCUUGUUUCAGAGGCUCAAUUACCUAUUUUUUGGGACUAUAAAUUAGAGGUAUAGUUAUUCAUGUAUGUAAGUGUUUGAAUUAUAAAUUUAUAUUCAGCAUCAGAUGUUUCUCGUAUUAUAUUCAGUUGUAGUUUAGUGUGAAGGGACUUUUCUGUUUGAUUCUGUUUAAUCUUACUCUUAAUUCUAAAUUCUGUUUCUUUGGAUUUUGAUGGUGGGGGGUCACAUUAGCUAUGGAUAGCAUUGGAUAAUAGUUUCACACGAUGUGUGAAGUUUGAGAAUGCGUCUGUAAAAGCUUUUGUUUUUGUAUGUGCACAUCUUCAAGAGGACCAUUUUUCUGUUUGUUUUCCUGUAAACUUUUACAUUUCUACUGUAUGUGUGCCAAAGCAGUUCCUUGGCCCUGCUUUAGAAAAAUGGAUUCAGUAGAAAGAAAUACUUUCUAGUCAUUGCAGACUUCUGCAGUUUUUUUAAAAAAAAGCACUGUUUAUUCUGAGUUCUCUACAUUUAGUAUUGAUUUAAAUUUGUUGUCCUCAUUGGUUAGAGUUUUUCUUUCAUCAAUAAAAUGU